Molecule: messenger RNA, 1513 nt
Organism: Labrus bergylta (ballan wrasse)
Lineage: Eukaryota; Metazoa; Chordata; Actinopteri; Labriformes; Labridae
Source: RefSeq, a predicted model, not a curated record
AUGAGUACUGUGGAGAUACCGGCUGGUUUGAGGGAGCUGCUGCAGGGAUACACGGUGGAGGUGCUUCGUCGCAGGCCUCUUAACUUGGUUGAAUUUGCGGUGCAGCAUUUUACAACGAUUCUGGAGGGCCAAAAAAAUGACCAAAAGGGCCAGAAAAAACGCAGCUUCAAAUCCUCACGGAAAGGAGUGACCUUUGAACCAAAGUCAAAUAAGGAAGAUGAGGAGGAGGAAGAGACUGUUACAAGUAAAUACAACCGCAGAGUUUCAGUCUGUGCAGAGGCGUAUAACCCCGAUGAUGACGAGGACGACGACUCAGAGCCUCGGGUUGUGCAUCCCAAAACAGACGAGCAGCGCCGCAGACUCCAGGACGCCUGCAAAGACAUUUUACUGUUUAAAACACUUGAGCCGGAGCAGUUCUCAGAGGUGUUGGACGGCAUGUUCGAGGUGUUGGUCAAACCUCAGGAACACAUAAUCGACCAGGGAGAGGAUGGAGACAAUUUCUACGUCAUUGAGAAGGGUGUGUAUGACAUUUUCGUGGAGAAGGAUGGAGCGAAUGUGUGUGUAGGAAAAUAUGACAAUAAAGGGAGUUUCGGCGAGCUGGCUCUCAUGUACAACACACCAAGAGCGGCUACCAUUGUUGCAACACAGGAGGGCGCUCUGUGGGGGUUGGAUCGAGCCACAUUUCACAGACUCAUUGUUAGAAAUAAUGCAAAGAAGAGGAGGAUGUACGAGGCCUUCAUUGAGUGUGUUCCUCUUCUGAAGUCUCUGGAGCUCUCUGAGAGGAUGAAGAUUGUAGAUGUCUUGGGAGCUCGAGUGUUCAAAGACGGAGAAUGCCUAAUAAGACAAGGGGACGAGGCUGACUGUUUUUACAUUGUUGAAUCGGGAGAGGUUAAGAUCAUGAUAAAAAGCAAAACAAAGGCAGGCCAGCUGGAUAACUCUGAGGUGGAGGUGGCUCGUUGCUCUCGGGGACAAUAUUUCGGGGAGCUGGCGCUGGUCACCAACAAACCUCGAGCAGCAUCAGUUUAUGCUGUUGGAGAAACCAAAUGUUUAGUAAUUGACAUCCAGGCCUUUGAACGUUUGCUGGGACCCUGUAUGGACAUCAUGAAGAGGAAUAUUUCCCAGUAUGAAGACCAGCUGGUGGCACUCUUUGGUUCCAGUGUAGAUUUAAAACACUAGAUAUGGAAUUUUAUAACAAAGUAGUAUUUUAGUUUAACAUAGUAGCAGUGCAUACAACAUGAUUCUUCCCUUUGAUGUAAACAGAACAUACAGCCUUUUCUGUUUUAUAUUUUGUUGGUUGGUCUUGUUUGCCCCCAUUGCUAACAAUAUAAUUUGGCUAACUGAUUUAUGGUGGCCGAUAAUGCCACCUGGAGCUGCCAAACCAAAUACAAGCUAAGGAUGGAGCAAAGGUAUUCUGGGCUUUUCUUUAAUAAUACAUUUCAAAUACAAAUUCAUUUGAGUUUAUUUUACUCAGCUGGUCAGGCAUGGACUGAUGAUUCAAUAAUACUGUCCAAGU